AUGGCGAGCAGAAGGUUUCAGCUUCAAGGUGAAGUAGAAAGAGGAGGGGUGGAGAGAGCCGUGAAGAGGUUGACCGUGGAUGAAGAGGUUGCAGGCAUGAGGGAAAGAGCCCUUGUUUUGAAAGAGAAACUCAAAGCCUCUGUAAGAAGUGGAGGCUCCUCAUACAAAGCAUUGGAUGAGCUCGCCAAGUACUUAAAGACAGAGUGA
Eruca vesicaria subsp. sativa (arugula) is the source of this 207-nucleotide messenger RNA. Lineage: Eukaryota; Viridiplantae; Streptophyta; Magnoliopsida; Brassicales; Brassicaceae. The record is from the annotation of a GenBank genome assembly.